AUGUCUGAUGCUUUCGAAGCUCUUGGAACAAAGGUGACGUUGGCGAAGUCUACAGACUGGUAUCCUUGGGAAGACCUCUUCCUUCGUCAUGCCAAGUCGCUCCUGGUGUACAAAUACAUCGACAAGGCUACAACCCUCUCGCCAGUUGAGCCAACUAAGCUGAAGCUCACAGAACAACUAGCAAAGCUUAAAGAGUCCAAAGGAGAUGAGACGAUUACCCUUGAGGACCUUACUUGGCUCAAAUUCGAGGUUGAACAGUCAGACAAGGAGUAUCGGGCUUGGUGGCAAGAGAGGCAGGCCUAUUCCAAGCUAGAACGUUGGGUAUUCGAGACUGUUGACCCUGCCUACGUGCGUGUAAUCUCUCGCGACGCGACUCUUCGAGAGAUCUACGUACAGCUCCAGGAACGAUUCGGUAUCUCUGACUCCUCUCGCACGGAAGAAGCGCGAGCCGCCUACAAGAAGGCUCUAGUUACUACUAAACGAAUCAAGCCCGACGACUGGUUCAACCAGUGGGAACGAGCCUAUCUCGAAGGCACAAGAAUGAAAAUACCUGACCUCGAGGGCACUCUAGCCAUUACAGAGUUCCUCGAGGCUGCCGUAACCAUUGACGCGGAAUGGGCUCGUGCGAAGCUUCGCACCCUUCGUGAGCAACAAUACGAGAAGUCGGUCACGAUGACCCUCCUGGGCGUUAGUCGCCUUUUCCAACAAGUCUGCCGUGACAACGCCAAGAAUAAGACCUUGACCUCGCCCGCGGCCUUCUCGACAGGCACGCCGCAGGACAACAAGGGUCACGAGUGUGCUUGUGGGUUCAACAAGAAGAAUCAUUCCUGGAAGCCUGUGGACUGUGCCGCUUGGGAGAUCGCGGUCAACGGCAAGAGCAGCCGUCACGCGGUUGACAGCCGUGUUGCAAAGUGUCGCGAGGCGAUGCCUCUUCCCCGUUGGAAGUCUGUGGUAGAAGCCGUCAGGGCCAAGGCCAAAGACUCGUCUGGCGAUGCCUCCAACGAGGCUCCGUGGCCAUCAGCACACAUGGUCCUUGAUCACUCGGCUGAAGACACCCAGGCAGCCUUCAGCACGAUGCCGCAGGUUCAUCCUCUUCGAGACUCGACCCUCUAUGAUAACUGCGCUAGCACCCACAUCAUCAACUCGCGAGAGCUUCUUACUCGAGAUGUGGUGCCGGCCGGCACAUUGGACGACGUCUUGGUAGGUGACACCGCGAUCCAGGUCCAAUUCCGUGGCACCCGCGUGAUGAAGGGACUUCUCAAUGGCCCCGACGGCCCAGGCACUCGCGAUCUUGUGCUAAAGAACGUUGCCUUCAUCCCGGGCUUCCACACGAAUUUGAUAUCGGGAGACAAGCUUCGGAAGGAGGGUUAUUGGCAUUGCGGCCUCGAUAAUACGAUACGAUUCGGCACAAUGGAACGCAACCGUAUAUUGCUGAAGAUGUCCAAGACGCCCGCCCAAGAAGGCAGCCCACACGAAGGUCGGCGCGACCUGCCCAACCUCGCCUUGACAUCGCACAGCUCUGACACCUUCGUUCGGGGCAUGCGAGCCCACGGGUGCUCGAGCAUCUCUGUGAUCAAGAUUUUCAUCGACAUCUUCUCCUUCGAGGAAGGCUACAACGGCCAUAACUUUAUUCUACUCGCAGCUGACGAAUUCAGCGGCAUGUUCUUUUGCUGGUCGAUGGCUAGGAAGUCCAACGCGUUAGACAUCCUCAUCGACUUCGAAGCUCGAAUUCGCAGGCACUGUGGUGUUUUGAUCAACGCCUUUAAGCUCGACAACGAACGCGCUCUCGUCAACCUCGAAGAUCAACAGGUCUCGCCGUUCCAGGCGUGGGCCUCCGACGAGGGCAUCAUGCUCGAGCUGCCGCCUCCCCAUACAAAAGAGCCCACCGGAGGGGCGGAAAGGCCAGGUGGCAUAAUUCAACAACGCGUGCGUACGGUGAUGGGCAAGCUCCCGCGCAAUCUCUGGCCAGAGGCAUAUCAAGCCCUCACCUACACACACAACCUCUUGCCCAGCGAGAGGAACGGCUGGCGAGAUCCUCGUCAGGUCCUAGACGAGUGGUUCAAUAGGCAUCUCCGCAUCUACGCCUUCGGCUGCCGCGCCUACCCACUUCACAAGGAUCACAAGGCUAACCUUCACAAGAAGGCCUUCAAGAUUAACCCGCGCGCCCACAUCGGCUAUUUGGUCGGGUAUCAUGCCCGUAACAUUUACCGUAUCUGGGUGCCGCAACUACAACGCGUCAUUCUCUCGAGGGACGUCCGCUUCAACGAAGAGCUCUUCUUCGACCCGGCAACUGAGGAUCUCACGAUCCCAAUUCGAGAGUAUCUCCCUUUUGCUGAAGCCGUUGAGCUGCCUCUACAGCGCGCCGACGAGAGCGUCUUGGCGGACUUCCUCGAGGAAUUUGACAACAACGUGUUAGACGUUGACGGUGACGAGAACUCGGGGGGAUCCGAUGACACCUUCAACCCGACAUCGCGGGACCCAACUACGGCCUGCGAGCAACGCUCGCAGCCGCACCGCGAUACCCUCAUCCGACUGCCCAAGCGGUAUCAGGAUCUCGAUCAUCAUCCACACGGCAAAGAGUUCAAGGAGGGCUGCCGCAAUGAGCUUAGGGAUUUGAUCAGACGAGGCACUUGGCGCCUCAUCCACCGGAUGAAGGCCACCUCGACCCCAAUCCCACUCAAAUGGGUCUUCGACUACAAGUUCGAUUCCAACGGAUUCCUUGUUCGCUGCAAAGCUCGCAUCUGUGUACGCGGAGACCUUCAAGAAAAGAGCCUUCACGAGCGGACGUACGCAGCUACGCUCGCCGCGAAGACUUUCCGCACCGUUAUGGCAGUUGCCGCCAAGCGAGACCUCGACGUGCGGCAAUUCGAUGUCGCCAACGCCUUCCUCAACACGAAGAUCAAUAAGGAUUUGAGACGGGUCUUUGUGGAGCUUCCAAAAGGCUACGUUGAGCUGGGCUUCCUCAAACCGGGAGAGAUCGUGACGAUGGUGGCAGAGCUUAACAAAGCUCUCUACGGUCUACGCGAGUCUCCGCUGCUGUGGUAUAAUGAGAUCGCACAGGUCCUCGAGCAACAAGGACUCAAACGCACAGCCGAAGAGCCUUGCGUCUUCACGAACGGCGUAGUGUUGAUCCUGGUGUACGUCGAUGACAUCCUUCUCCUCAGCCCGCGGGGCACCUACACCGAAGACAUCGCGACAUAUCUUCGUAGCCGCUACGAGCUUCGCGAGGAAGCUUUUGGCUGGUAUCUCGGCAUCAGGGUCAUCCGUGAUCGCGAUCUUCGGAAGAUUUGGCUAUGUCAAGACGCCUACAUCGAGAAGAUCGCCCGGAGGUUCAACCUGGCCGACCUCACGAGAACACCAGCUUUUCCGCUUCCCCUCCAGCGGCUCCGCAAGCAUGAUGGCGAGGCCACCCCUGGGGAGAUCAAAAGCUUCCAGGAAAAGGUAGGCUCCAUCAUGUACACAGCUGUCACAGCGCGCCCCGACGUGGCAUUCGCAGCCUCGCAGCUGGCGCGGCACCUCCUCAAUCCCUCCCCGCAACAUCACGAUGCAGCAGACCAAUGCAUUCAAUAUCUCUAUUCAACACGCUUUCUCGCAAUCGAAUUCGACGGACUCGCCCCUGCUGAGGCCCUCGUUAUCGCCUCAGACGCUUCUUUCGCCGACGACGAAGAAACACGCUGCUCCUCACAAGGCUACGUUAUGAUGCUUUAUGGCGGACCAGUGGUGUGGAAGGCAAGCCUGCAAGAUACGGUAACAACGUCAACCACAGAGGCCGAGUUGCUUGGGCUUGAAAAGACAGUCAAGGAAAGCAUCGCCUUGGAAAGGCUGCUCCAAAACAUCGAUCUGGACCUUGGGCCUUUGAAGCUCUAUUGCGAUAACCUCCAGACGAUCCGGCUAGUGGUCGACGAGGGCUUCAGGAUCUCAACGAAGCUACGGCAUGUCGAUAUCCAAGGCAUGUGGCUCAAGCAGGAAUUCCGGCGCGGUCGUUUUCUCGUCGAAUAUCUCCCGACCGAUCUCAUGCCGGCCGACGGCUUCACAAAGGCCCUCACACGAGGAAAAUUCGAGAAAUUCCGUGCGGCGUUGAAUAUGACGGAUAUACGAGAUAGAUUGGGAUAG
This is a messenger RNA of Hirsutella rhossiliensis, 4113 nucleotides long. RefSeq names its product reverse transcriptase (RNA-dependent DNA polymerase) domain-containing protein. Gene Ontology annotation, molecular function: nucleic acid binding. Gene Ontology annotation, biological process: DNA integration. The coding region runs from base 1 to 4113 and encodes 1370 amino acids. The record is from RefSeq and is a predicted model, not a curated record. The transcript is spliced from 6 exons. NCBI's taxonomy places the organism in Eukaryota, Fungi, Ascomycota, Sordariomycetes, Hypocreales, Ophiocordycipitaceae.